Messenger RNA from Eufriesea mexicana, 3980 nucleotides. RefSeq names its product 5'-3' exoribonuclease 2 Rat1 (gene Rat1). Gene Ontology annotation, molecular function: RNA binding; 5'-3' RNA exonuclease activity. NCBI's taxonomy places the organism in Eukaryota, Metazoa, Arthropoda, Insecta, Hymenoptera, Apidae. The record is from RefSeq and is a predicted model, not a curated record. The transcript is spliced from 17 exons. Gene Ontology annotation, cellular component: nucleus. Gene Ontology annotation, biological process: nuclear-transcribed mRNA catabolic process. The coding region runs from base 97 to 2859 and encodes 920 amino acids.
ACAGCUGUGCUCAUUUAAUUUAUAAACAAAUUUUUGACGAACUAUAAAAAAAAAGACGCGUGGUGUGUGUAGAAACGUAACGAUUAAUAACAGAAGAUGGGUGUACCAGCAUUCUUUCGGUGGUUGUGUCGGAAGUACCCUUCUAUAAUAGUGCAAUGUAUAGAACAGAAGCCGAUAACUAAGAUGCGUGUACGUGUGCCUGUGAAUUCGGCAGAACCAAAUCCAAAUGGAAUUGAAUUUGACAACCUAUAUCUUGAUAUGAAUGGCAUUAUACAUCCCUGCACUCAUCCACAAGAUAAGCCAGCACCAAAUAACGAGGAAGAAAUGAUGGAAGCAAUUUUUGAAUGCAUUGAUCGCAUAUUUUGCAUCGUAAGACCAAGAAAAUUGCUUUAUAUGGCAAUUGAUGGAGUUGCACCUAGAGCAAAAAUGAAUCAACAAAGAUCAAGACGAUUUAGAGCUUCGAAAGAAGCACAAGAAAAAAAUAAGGAAAUAAAGGAAAUACGUUCUACAUUAAUUCUCCGUGGAGCUACUUUACCUCCAGAAAAAUCAAAAGAAGAGCUUUUUGAUAGCAACUGUAUUACACCAGGCACACCAUUUAUGGCAAGAUUAUCAAAGUGUUUACAUUAUUAUAUACAUGAUCGUUUAAAUAAUGAUCCUGGUUGGAGAAAUAUAAAAGUAAUUUUGAGUGAUGCAAAUGUACCAGGUGAAGGAGAACAUAAGAUAAUGGAUUUUAUACGUAGACAAAGAGCACAACCUGAUUACGAUCCUAAUACGCAGCACGUUUUGUGUGGAGCCGAUGCUGAUUUAAUUAUGUUGGGUCUUGCAACUCAUGAACCUAAUUUUACUAUUAUUCGUGAAGAAUUUAAACCAAAUAAACCAAAGCCAUGCGAUAUAUGUGGUCAAUUAGGACACGAAAUGCAGGAUUGUACAGGUUUAGAAGUCGAUGAGACAGGAGGAGAAAAUGAUUUGGGAUCUGAAUGCCAGUACAUAUUUGUACGGUUAAAUGUACUCAGAGAAUAUUUAAAGAGAGAGUUGUACAUGCCUGCUCUACCGUUUAAAUAUGAUUUCGAGCGAGUUAUUGAUGACUGGGUGUUCAUGUGUUUCUUUGUAGGAAAUGAUUUUCUUCCUCAUCUUCCAUCUUUGCAGAUUAGAGAAGGGGCAAUUGAUAGACUUGUUAGUAUGUAUACGAAGACACUAUAUAAAAUAGAGGGAUUUUUAACAGAUAGUGGAGAUGUAAAUUUAGACAGAGUACAACUUAUACUGUCUGAAUUAGGUGAUGCUGAAGACGAAAUUUUCAAGAAAAGGCAAGAGAAUGAGAUAGCUUUUAAGCAACGUGAACAUGCCAAAAAGAUGAGGUUAUCAGUCGGCAAUAAUAGGCCAAAGUGGAUUCCUACAGGACAGUUUGCACCUAUUCCUAUUGGUGAACGUGUUAAGCCAGUACAAAAUGCACGUUACGAAGCUUAUCAGAUGCGUGUUCAUAAUCGAAGUUAUCACACAGAUGAAAAAAGAAAUGAUAAACAGAAUUUAGAAAGUAUGGUGUAUCCAGAGAAGUCGACUAAUCGAGAAAACAAACGUAGAAAUGAUACACCUGAAGUUAUCAUGGAAGAACCCUACGAUGAAGUGAGAUUAUGGGAGGAAGGCUUUAAAGAUCGUUAUUAUGAAUCAAAAUUUGACGUUUCUCCUGAUAAUUUGGCAUUCAGAAAUAACGUAGCACUGCAGUAUGUUCGAGGUUUAUGUUGGGUUUUACGAUAUUACUAUCAAGGUUGUGCUUCGUGGAAGUGGUACUUUCCAUAUCAUUAUGCUCCAUUUGCUAGUGAUUUUAUAAAUAUUGGUGGCCUUUCUACUGAGUUUGAAAAAGGAACUACCCCAUUCCGCCCAUUAGAGCAAUUGAUGAGUGUAUUUCCAGCAGCUAGUAGUAAACACGUUCCUCCGACAUGGGCAAAAUUAAUGAGUGAUCCAAGAUCACCGAUUAUUGACUUUUAUCCGGAAGAUUUUAAGAUUGAUUUAGAUGGUAAAAAAUUUGCUUGGCAAGGAGUAGCUUUACUUCCAUUUGUGGACAUGAAACGAUUGUUCAAGGCAUUGGAACCGUAUUACGAUUCUCUAUCAGAAGAAGAAAAAAAACGAAAUAUUCGAGGAGAUGACCGGUUAUAUGUAGGAUUCAAUAAUAGUGGUUACAAUUUUAUAAAGGGACUUUAUACGAAUUAUGUCGGUUUUGACAUAGAAACUUCAAUACGUAUAGAAGGUAUACGAGGCACAGUUUUAUUAGCUGAAGAUUGUGUUGGAGAUGGUGCUACUCUAAAUUCACCUGUAAAUGGACGACCAGUCAGGAAUAAUAAAGUAUAUUGUGUUAGAUUCAGAGAUCCAAAAUAUAGUAGUAAUUUCAUUUUCCCCGCGAGGAAGUUAAAGGGGGCCAGAGAGCCACCAAGAGUUUUAAAACCACAAGACUUUGAUGAAAUAAAUCGUACUACUGGCAACACUUGGAAACCGCAAAUUGGUUUUACUCCUUCUACACAAGAGGCUUCAUUAAGCGAAGCAGGCCGAAGAAUACUUGGACAUUACCUUGGGCAUCACGGUUACCAGAGUACAGACUAUGACAGAAGACACAACAGCGCAGGAUCUAGCCAACUGGGAAUAAUGCCGAUUCCACGGGCGAGAAUGUAUCCAGCGCCUUAUAAUUAUCAGUCUUAUCCGAAUUACCAACAUCGCGAUAACUACAAUCUUCAUCUGCAUGGACGAAACAAUUAUCAGAAUCCACAGUACAAUAAUUACGGAUCACAAUCGCAUCAGCAUCGGAAUUAUUCCUCUUACUACCAAGGGAAUAACGGCGAAGGCGGAGGAAACAGAGAUCAAAGAUGGUAGACAUUUCUCUGUUCACUUACAUUCAAGCAAUGCCAUCACGGAUCUACAAUUUAGAUUUAUAAGAAAUUCACGUUUCAUUUAUAAUCACAUAGGAUCGUGGAGAUAUGUUUAAGGUCAUGUAUUUGUCAGAUUGCGAUUAACAAACGGCGAUAUUACUCUUUCUUAUUAUUCAUUGUAUACCUACAUUACCGAAAUAUGAAAGGUAUAAAUCAUUUUUUGUUAAGAAGUUCACGGACUUUUUGUGCAACGAGAGUAUUAUCGCCUGUAUAGCAUUUAGACGAUUAACAUAAUCCUGUUUACUGGCGAGGUAUAUAGUAGUUGCAUAAUAUGAUCUGUGAUGGUAACUAUUAUUCACAAUUUAGCGAUGUAAGAACGUAUCAAGUGUAAUUUUAUGCAACUCCAAACUAAACACACACAUGCACACAAAGCCACAGACAUACACGCACACAUUAACACACAAACAUACGCAUACAAAAAAGAACUGUAUGAUAUUAAGUAUUGUUAAAGAUUGCGCCUCGAUUAUGAAGAUUCAAGUGUAAUCGGAAUGACGUUUUUUUAAGCGAGCACAAUCUGUUAACAGAAAUAUCAUUGUACAAUCAAAAUUCGAUCAUAUUACGUGUAUUUUUGAAUCAUACGGUUAUUGUUGAUUAGAGCAAUCUAAUUUUCUUUGUUACGAUGAUCAUCAUCAUGGCACAUUGACAAAUACAUUAAUUGUAAAAUGAAUUUUAAACGCGGAUUUCGACGAUACAUCUUCAUACGUCGUUGAUGUAGAAACUAAACCGUAUAUUCUGAAUUACGAUGUGACAAAUGAUUGUAAUACAAAAUAUACUUGCGAACAAUGGCGAUCGUUCAUUCCCUUUAGAUCUCGCCAUUUUUUAUGAAAAUAAGUAAGACGAUGGAAGAGAUAGAAACGUUAAUAAAAUUGGAAAGUAUUUGUUCGUUAGGCGGUAUAGUGACGAAGGAUUCUGUUUGUGAAAAAUUUUAAUCUUGAUAGGCAUCGUUUGCGACAGAUUCAAUUAUAUCAUGUACCUAUCGUUCAUACAUACCAUUGAUAACUGAUCGAAGUGGACACGUACAUCCUUAUCAUUAUAACUCGUCACACGUGGAGAUUUCUUGUACGA